AUGCGAGUGAUUGUCGAUCACUCUGUGAUCGACAAGAACGUCGAAGCAGUAAUGAAGGUUGGCCGCUAUCCCGAUCCGAAGCAGUGCUCGAGGACGGGUGUACGGACCUCAUGUAGUGGCGGCCUCUUCGUUCUGGACAAGAAAUCGCACCGAUGGCUGGGCUACUACAAAAGACUGCGCGCAUUCAUAACUGACGAGCGUGGGCUCGGUGAAAUGAACGACGAGAAAGACCCCUUUUUCCUGGGAUGGACCGGUAGACCUGUGUCAUCUACCUACGUCCAACCCCUUGUCAAACGACUUCUGCAGCUGAUCAACUGUGAAGGACUGGAGCUCACAUGUAAUGCAACGAGGCAUGCAUCGAGCACAUCACAGUAUGAGAUGUAUCUCGAUCAGGACCCAGGUGAUGGAAGAAUGGAGCCUGCUGAUAGGGACCUAUCCAAACUAUUAGGACACUCACAACGUACGCAACUCAAGUACUAUGUGGACGAAUUCGUAAAGCCUGCGGUCAGAGCCUACCGAUGUCUGAAAACCUUAGCCGAGAGGGAAAAAAUCCUGUUCAGAGAUGAAGUGGCGGCGGCCAAGAGACGUGUCAAGUUUGAUGCGGUCGCGGAACCACUGCCUGAACCGGAGGAGGAACUAGGUGAAAGUGAACUAGACUCAUCUGAAGACGAAGAUGAAGAGGGAAUAGUGCAGGAAGAUGAGGAAUACGUCCCUUCAAGGCCUAUUGAAAAGAUUACUCUGAAGGUCAAGAGGGGAUCUCCUAGAAAGCAGCAAAAACUUUCACCUCCAAGACAAGUAUUUGAUUCGGACGAAAGCUCAAGCGACGACGAGUCAACGCAUCGCAAGAUCGCUGUGAAAAAGGAUGAGACUGAACCUCUAGAACAGCAGUCGAGAAAAGUGGGCAGUGCGAGAAGCAGUGAGCAGUCGAAAGGGCCACGAAGGGUUCCGCUGUUCAAGCCCCCAGUUGUCAGACAAAAAACCUUCGAUCCCUCGUUACCCAGUACAUCACGGAUGUACGCCGAUUCGCCACAAUACGAAGAUCCCUACGAGUUUACAGCUCACGACGACACGUUGGGAGCCACCUCGGAUCCUCCUUGUCUAGUUUCGGAAGUCCCAGGCGGAUCAGGCAGUGAUGAAGCGUCAGGAAGUCGGACGUGGCAGCUCGUACCUUUGGACUACACCCGACCGAGGCUGGUGUGUCGAAAACGCCACAUGGCCAUGCUUUAUGCUAAGUCCACGGGGCAGUGUACAUCGCUCACCGCUGAACGACUGCUUCUGUGGAUACAGUCGAGGGUAAACCGAUGCCUUCGUUUUGACACUGGUCACACAAUGACCAGUUUCAAUGCGUUUGCAAAAAGCCGCUCCAUUCUGUGCACCCAAAUCACAGACACGUUGUACCCAUAUUCGCGUGUCAUCCCGCACACUGAUGGCAAUGAGCUGUGUCAGCUACUUUGGGCAGCUGAGGAUGCCGCAUAUCGUAGGAAGGGUACAGUAGUGCUUGUGUUCAAAGCGGCCGAUGAUCAACGUUCCACCGUCGUACUUCUUGGCGAGUUGGCACCACCGUCAACGAUGUACAAUUCGUGUGUCGGCUACAUAGAUGGGAAUUGCUAUGCGGUAGGAUUAGAGAAGAUCACAGGAGAAAAUGCGACAUCAGUUAAAGAAUGCCCGUCCGACAGCGUUGAACCGACUCUCAACGAAGAGUUUGGGAACGCAGAACUGCUACAGUUUAGGACGAGGAAUGAGGACAUGUGGUUGAGGAGCCUCAGUGAAGCCGCCAUGGACGUACUCUCUAUAGUUUCGGAGGAUAAGAAGCUCUCGCCACGAGACACAUACUUGAAAUCUAACCCAACGGCCCUCUUUAGGGCCACCAUUGAAACGUAA
Molecule: messenger RNA, 1881 nt
Organism: Cooperia oncophora
Lineage: Eukaryota; Metazoa; Nematoda; Chromadorea; Rhabditida; Trichostrongylidae
Source: the annotation of a GenBank genome assembly